AUGGCCAGCGCUGUUUGCAUCGCUAGACAAGACGCACCGGGCUCUGAACCUGCCAUCAGACCGGCUGUGGAAUCUCACAUAAAGCGCAAAUUGUGCAUUGAGGAGGUGGCGAAAAUCGUUGCAGUGCGACCCGAGGGCAUUAACUUCAACUACGUCGACAAAUCUACACUCGAGUUAGAUAUAAAGGCAUCAGAGCGCAAAGAUGACUCUUUCAAGCUGUUUAGUAAGAGAAAAGAGCAGCAAGUUGCCCCCGAUGCAUCUGUUGGCGGUUGGACUGACGGCGAAUCCUUGGGCACUGCUGCGGCGGAGGAGUACGAGGUCUUGUUUUUUGAGUUUAUUGACGGAGAUCUGAAGAGACAAGUCCCCGACAAGAAGACGGGCGAGCCGACCAAUCCCCAGCGGAGGUUGCGGGAUGAGAAGCUGCAGAUGCCUGUGUUUGGCCAGGGACAGAUGGCGAAGCUCAUUGAGCGUCGAAAUCAGCGAUUCACAAACGCCGUCAACACUUUCUUGAAAAAUUGCGAAAACGAAAAGAUUGAUCCUUGUAUGGCACUGGAGGGAUUGGCCGAGUCGUUUGUGCCAAAACCGAGUGAGGUCGAGGACGAUGACAUUGUUGUCAGCACAAUUCCCGCCACCAUCCCAAAGGAACGCAAAUCCAUACCCGAAAUUGUGCAAGAAAUACGAGGAAGUCCAUGGUAUACUGGCCAAAUUGUGCCCGACGGCCAUAGGGUUUUUGAUCCGCAGCCCCCUGUUCACGGAGACUUGGAAUUUCUUCUGACACAAAACAUCGUCAACGCCGUGUACAAUGCCAAAGGCAUCACAUCCUUUUACGCCCACCAGGCUGAGGCGCUCAAUGCUCUGUACGAGGGCAAAAACGUGGUUGUCGCAACAUCUACGAGUUCUGGCAAGUCGCUAAUCUACCAGCUGCCCGUGCUGUACGCCCUGGAACAGGACUUUGAGUCGCGGGCCAUGUACAUCUUUCCCACCAAAGCACUGGCACAGGAUCAGCGACGCAGCUUGAAGGACAUGAUGGCGUAUAUGCCCGGCCUCGAGGGCACCGUUGUAGAAACGUUUGAUGGCGACACGCCGUUCAGCUCGAGGAAUGCCAUACGUGAACAAGCGAGAAUCAUCUUUACCAACCCCGACAUGCUGCACAUUACUAUACUACCACAAGAAGAGAAGUGGAGGACAUUCCUAAAAAACUUGAAAUAUGUUGUCGUUGAUGAGCUGCACUACUACAACGGACGACUGCUGGGGAUCGUCUCGACAACGGCACUGGAACUCGGCAUCGAUAUUGGAACGCUGGAUUGUGUCAUGACGUGGGGGUUUCCUUAUACCAUUGCCAAUCUGCGCCAGCAGAGCGGACGUGCUGGUCGGAGAAACAAAGAUUCGCUGUCUAUUUUGCUUGGUGACAGCUUCGCCACAGACCAGCAUUAUAUGCAGAAUCCAGAGGAGCUCUUCUCUAAACCGACGGCGGAGUUGCAGCUUGACCUGGAUAAUAUGCUCGUGCGCGAAGGGCAUAUACAGUGUGCCGCUUUCGAAAUGCCGAUUCGACCAGAAUACGACACAAAGUAUUUUGGUCAAGACCUGCCCCGAAUUUGCGAGGAAAGGCUUGUCGUAGAUGACAUGGGAUACUACCACUGCCAUGAUCGUUUCCGACCGAAACCGUCCAAAUAUGUGGCCAUUCGAGAUACCGAGGACGAACAUUUUGCCGUAAUCGACAUUACGCAUGGCAAAAAUACAGUCUUGGAAGAGCUGGAAGCGUCCCGCGCGACCUUUACGAUCUACGAUGGUGGUAUAUUUCUUCACCAAGGUCGGACGUACAUUGUCCGCGACUUCUUGCCCGACAAACGAAUGGCCAAAGUGGAACGAGUCAAAGUCGACUGGCUAACAUCCCAGCGGGACUAUACCGAUAUUGAUCCUGUUGAAACGGAAGCUAUGCGCGAGAUUGGCUCAUCUGGAAUCUUGGCCUAUCACGGUACCAUUAAGAUUUUCCAAAAGGUGUUUGGGUUCUUCAAGGUAGACUCCAAAGGGCGAGUCCUCGAUGCCGUCCACGUGGACAAUCCCCCAAUCACUCGAUACUCCAAAGGCAUGUGGCUCGACAUACCCAAAAUCGCGCUGGAUGUUCUGAACAGCCACCAGAUCAAUGCAGCAGCGUCCAUUCACGCCGCGCAGCACUGCGUCAUGAGCCUGCUGCCGACCUUUGUCAUUAGCGCACCCGAAGACGUGCGAACCGAAUGCAAGGUUGCGCUCAAGGAGUUUGCCAAAGGAGAGACGACCAGGAAGCGGCCUGGACGAUUGACAUUCUACGAUGCCAAGGGGGGCGCCAACGGCUCGGGGAUCAGCACCAAGGCCUUUGAGCACAUUGACCAUUUGCUGCAGCUCGCGCUACAGCGCGUCGAGUCGUGCCCGUGCUUGCAUGGCUGCAUCGAGUGCGUGGCCUCGGAGCUGUGCAAGGACUCGGGCGAGGUGAUGAGCAAGGCGGGCUCGCGCGUUAUCAUCCAGGCGCUGCUUGGCAUCGAGAUUGACGUGGAGGGCCUAGGUCAGGGCCAGGAGCUGAUCCCUGCAGGCAUCGAGACUGUCACUGUGGCUCAGCCGGUGCCCAUGAGGCGGCGCCGAGAGAGCAAUAAUGACGAGUCUCUGCAGCAGGAACAGGAAAGAAGCUGGAAAGAAAAUGAUGAGCGCCACAUGGGUGGCUUUGAACGAGGCUAA
Molecule: messenger RNA, 2709 nt
Organism: Akanthomyces muscarius
Lineage: Eukaryota; Fungi; Ascomycota; Sordariomycetes; Hypocreales; Cordycipitaceae
Exons: 4
Coding region: 1-2709 (902 amino acids)
Molecular function (GO): ATP binding; nucleic acid binding
Source: RefSeq, a predicted model, not a curated record